AUACUAUAACCGUUUGGAACGUGAAAUCGAAAUGGAUAGGUCGGUGGCGUUAUAUAUAGAUACGUUCUUCACUCGUCCAGAUAUCAACAAACCAAACCCAUAGUCCAAACAUCGCCGUCCUCCGCCGGAGAUAUACAAAACCAUCGUUUCAGAAUCAGAUACACAUAACUUUGUUUGUUUCACUCUUCCGCCAUUCUGUUAUCGAAAGAUCCAAACACUCCAUGAAAUUAUCAACAUCUCUAAUGUGCAUCUAUCUGAAACAAACGCCCCUCAAGAGAAAUGAUUUUGCAAGCAUCACAAAAACACUCUAUGAAGUGUGUGCUUUGGUGUAUAAAGAGCGUAUGAUUUCAACACAAAAGGCUUCAAAGACUAACCAAACCAAACUGUUAUUGUUUGUGAAAAGGAUAACCGGAGCAGUGUGCAAGGAUCGACAUUUCAAGCAAUUCGGGGUCGGUGGAGUUUGCGAUUGGGUCGCGAGGAUUGGAUCGCAAUUGGUCCCGUUUCUGGAUCGUCCGAUCCGGAACGGAAAACGUAGGGGGGGAAGCGAUCCUAGUAACUAUGUUUUGCAACACUGA
Messenger RNA from Lactuca virosa, 575 nucleotides. The record is from the annotation of a GenBank genome assembly. Lineage: Eukaryota; Viridiplantae; Streptophyta; Magnoliopsida; Asterales; Asteraceae.